Cuscuta epithymum is the source of this 2113-nucleotide messenger RNA. The record is from the annotation of a GenBank genome assembly. NCBI's taxonomy places the organism in Eukaryota, Viridiplantae, Streptophyta, Magnoliopsida, Solanales, Convolvulaceae.
GUCUUUUAGUCUUCGUUCGUCCUUGGUCCCUGGUCCUACCGGCGUCCCUACUUCGAGGAGACGUUCGGUGUCCGCCGACAUCGCAAGGAGGAACAGGUUUAUCUACAUCGAGAUUCCCCCCUUUUUUCGUUCGUCCGUGGUCCUUUUAGCCUUACCGACGUCUCUUGCUUCGAAGAGGACGUUCGGUACCCAAGGAACUCGCAGGGACGAACUGGUCUACCCUCACGGGUUCCCGUCUUUGUUAUCCCACGUCCAUCGAUCCAUGGUCAUUUGUGGGAUAAACAGGUUUAUCUUGGCAGGCUCCCUUGGUUCGUCUAGCCCCCUCCGCGUCUCUACUAACCUCUACACCGAGAGGCGUUCGUCUUCGGCGGUUGGAGAAGAUCUGGCACACCCGGGCAAGAUUCCCUUCUACAUAGGAGCUCCUCUCCUCUUCUCCCCAUUUUUUUUUUUUUUUUUUUUGGUGGAGGCAAUCCAUACUCUUCGCUCGUCAUUGGUCCCUGGUCCUACCGGCGUUCCUACUUCGAGGAGACGUCCGGUAUCCGCCGACAUCUCAAUGAGGAACAGGUUUAUCUGCAUCGAGAUUCCCUGGUGCUUCGUUCGUCCUUGGUCCUUGGUCCUACCGGCGUCCCUACUUCGAGGAGACGUUCGGUAUCCGCAGACAUCACAAGGAGGAACAGGUUUAUCUGCAUCGAGAUUCCCUGGUGCUUCUUUGUCCGUCCCUGGUCCGUGGUCCUACCGAUCUUCCUACAUCGAAGAAGACAUUCGGUAUCCAAGAAACUCGCAGGGAUCACGGGAUGUCACACAUAAUGGUGGUGGCAUGGCGAACAAAUAUAAUGACGAGGCGAUGGAAAUGCUGGUCGUCAUGCGAAGGCGAAGGUCACCCCCCCUGAAGGGAGGGGUGAGCCCGAUCGCUAACUCAAGAAGGUCGGCAUUGGGAGCCGAUAUACAAUGAUCAUAAUGUCGCUGAGCAGUUGGUCCUGAUAAGGAGAUGACAAUAAUGUCCGAUCAGGCCGAUAUAUCCGAGCAAACGGCUCUCAUCCACGCAGCGCGGGGAUGAAACCGGUCUUCAAAAAGGUAAAUAUGUCGUGCCGAGAGGCCGAACAUGAUAUGACAGUGUCGGCAGUGAGAGGCCGACCUGAAAGAAUCAAGCAACGGCCCUCGUCCGCGAGGGGCAGGGACAAGGCCGGUCUUCAGAAGAUAAGCACGCCGAGCCGAGAGGCCGGUCGUGGUAUAAUGAUGUCGGCGAUGAGAGGCCGAACAUGAUGUGAUAGUGUCGGCACUGAGGGGCCGACCUGCAAUCCAGCAACGGCUCUCAUCCGCACAGUGCGGGGAUGAGGCCGGUCUUCAAAAGAUAAACACGCCGAGCCGAGAGGCCGGUCAUGAUAUAAUGAUGUCGGCAACGGGAGACCGAUCCGAAAUCAAGCAACGGUCCUCAUCCGCGCAGUGCGGGGACAAGGCCGGUCUUCAAAAGAUAAACACGCCGUGCCGAGAGGCCGGUCGUGAUAUAAUGAUGUCGGCAAUGAUAGGCCGAUCUGAAAUCCAAGCAACGGUCCUCAUCCGCGCAGUGCGGGGACAAGGCCGGUCUUCAAAAGAUAAACACGCGGUGCCGAGAGGCCGGUCGUGAUAUAAUGAUGUCGGCAAUGAGAGGCCGACCUAAAAUCAAGCAACGGUCCUCAUCCGCGCAGUGCGGGGACGAGGCCGGUCUUCAAAUAAGAUAAUCACGCCAGGCCGAGAGGCCGGUCGUGAUAUGAUGAUGUCGGCAAUGAGAGGCCGACCUAAAAUCCAGCAACGGUCCUCCUCCACGCAGCUCGGGGACGAGGCCGGUCUUAAAAUAUGAUAAUCACGCCGUGCCGAGAGGCCGGUCGUGAUAUGAUUGUGUCAGUUGGCCCUCGGCCGUAACGGUCUCCUCUAGGCCUUCGGCCUCUGAAUGAUGGAUGAUCGUCUCACGGUUCUUCGCCGUGGCAGUCCCCUCUAGACCCUCGGCCUCUAGGUGUUCUUCCUAGGCAAUCGGUCUCUGGGGUGGAGAUGCUCGUCUCACGGUCCUCAACCGCGAUUGUCUCCUCUUUAGCUGGCCCUGAACGUCUUCAAGACUCGGGCCGAGCGUCUUUUAAUC